CACAAAUAUGUUAUAUACAUAGUCCAGAUUAUAUCAAAUUAUGUAACACUCUUGAAAAAGUAGAAGGACGGGCGAGUCUUGUCCACCAUUUGAUAAGUGCCUAUGGUUUACUCGAUGACAUGAAGCUUAUUGUUCCUAAACCAGCGAGUGAGCAAGAGUUGAACAAAUUCCACUCUGAGCAGUAUAUUGACUGCAUCAAGGUGCUAUCGCAGGAAGAUGAUUCAGAGAAACAUGAUAGAACUGCUGAAAAGUUUGGACUUUGUUAUGACUGUCCUGCCUGGCCUGGUGUUUAUGAGUACGCGUCCAUGAUUGCUGGUGCCACGCUUGCUGCUGCUGCCAAGUUGGUGAAUGAGGAGUGUGACAUAGCUAUCAACUGGCAUGGAGGAUGGCAUCAUGCUAAAAGAGAUGAAGCAGCUGGCUUCUGUUAUUUCAACGAUAUUGUCCUUGGAAUUCUGAAGCUGAGAGAAAGAUAUGAACGCGUGUUUUACAUCGACCUUGACCUUCACCAUGGAGAUGGUGUUGAAGAUGCAUUUUGUGCAACGCCAAAAGUGAUGACGCUCUCUAUGCACAAGUUUUCACCUGGAUUUUUCCCUGGUACUGGAGCAUUAGAAGACAUUGGUUAUGGUAAGGGAAAGUUUUACACAGUGAACGUACCUCUGAGAGAAGGCAUGCAGGACAAGUCAUUUGUCAGGAUAUUCAAGAGGCUGGCUUCAAAGAUUAAAGAACAAUUCAACCCGAAGGCUGUGGUGUGUCAGUGUGGUGCUGAUGGUCUCCAUGGCGACCCUCAUGAAUCUUUCAACCUCAGUCACCUCUCACUCGGUGAAUGUGUCAAGACCAUUCUUGACUGGAACCUCCCUACUUUAUUGCUUGGAGGUGGUGGGUAUAAUCUUCCGAACACAGCCAAGUGCUGGACGUACCUAACAGGGAUUGUGCAGAAGAAGACGUUAGACACCGACAUCCCUGAGCAUGUUUACUUCACAAAGUAUGGUCCUGAUUAUGAGCUUGCUGUCAGCACAGGUUACAGACAGGACGAAAACACCGAGGAAUACAUUGAAGAGAUGCUGGCUGAAAUACUUGACAACCUGGAUGAAGUCAUGAUCUAAACCCCUUGGUCAAGACAGCAUCAAAGUUUGGCUGUGAUGGAGGAAGCAAUCUAUCGAUGGAUAUACUUGACUGUAUUUCUCCUGCACGAUACAUUUAACAAACGCUGUGAACAUGUCAUCUCACCCUUGGCGAUUGGAGUCACAAAUCAAAACAAAGAGUGUUGCUGCUUUGUUUGGUCACAGAUGUACCAUAAAAGUUCACGUUGAUUUAUUUCCUUGCAUGAAUGGAGAACUUCUUGCAUAUUAUGCAAAUGCAUGAAAUUAAUGUUGUUUUUGAAAAAAAUUUGUUGGUGUUGGAAAAGUUUUGUAAAUUUGUAAAUACCGUUGUCAUGCAUUGCUAAAAUGAUUCUGUGCUAAGGGAAUGUCAUAACAAUUGUUAAUAUUGGACACCACUCUACAGCUCCUCUCAUUAUGUUUUCAUGAACACUUAUGUGCUACGUUUUCAUGAUUGUAUUCGU
Lineus longissimus is the source of this 1561-nucleotide messenger RNA. RefSeq names its product histone deacetylase 8-like. The record is from RefSeq and is a predicted model, not a curated record. Lineage: Eukaryota; Metazoa; Nemertea; Pilidiophora; Heteronemertea; Lineidae. Gene Ontology annotation, cellular component: nucleus. The transcript is spliced from 11 exons. The coding region runs from base 120 to 1103 and encodes 327 amino acids. Gene Ontology annotation, biological process: negative regulation of transcription by RNA polymerase II. Gene Ontology annotation, molecular function: histone deacetylase activity.